GAGAAAAAAACCAAAUACUCAAUUAUGAGUUGUUGUCCCUCUCUUUUCUCCCCACUCCUAUAUAUACCAAAACACCCUCACAAACUCAUAAAUUUUUCUCUCACUCCCUCAUUUUUUUCAUCCUAGUAGGGUUUUACACAGAACAAGUGAACAACCUCCAUUAAAAUCAACCAUAACCUCCAUCAAAAUCGACAUCAACCUCCAUUAAAAGCACAAUCACAAGGUUCGAAAAUGGACAAUUACGCGCUUCAUUUAGCUAUGGCGGCGUUAGUUGGAGCGUCGUUUGUUGCGGUUUCAGCAUACUAUAUGCACCAGAAAACUUUGUCGCAGUUGUUAGAGUUCGCUAAAUCUUUGGAGAGAGAAGAUGAAGAGGAUGAAGGAGGAAAGAAGCUUUCGCCUCGUCAUUUCCGGCCAUUAUCUGAUCGUCGUCGUCGGAAAAGUAUCGGAGUAUAUCGUCGUGCGUCGGCGUCGUUGCCGGAUGUUACGGCGAUUUCUGGCGGUGAGAUUGAUUGUUCCGAAAAGCGAAACGGUGUUCUUCCUGUUGAUGGAAUUCCUGAUGGUUUGCCUAGGCUCCGUACAAUUCAUGACGGAAAAGCUGCUAGCCUUGCAAGUUCAGCUAGUAGAUCUUUCCUGAUGAGACCUACAUCUCCAAAGUCCCCUGUUGCUAGUGCCUUUGAAAGUGUGGAAGGAUCUGACGAUGAAGAUGACUUCACAGAUAAUUCUAAAUUGGAUACUACGUAUCUGCACUCGAAUGGAAAUGCUGGUCCAGAAAUGAAGAACCAAUAUCAAGACUUACCUGGAAAUAGUACAAACGGAGACCAAGUUCCUAUAACUGCUCCGAGCAUGAUACGCUCUCACAGCAUAUCUGGCGACUUGCAUGGUGUUCAACCUGAUCCUAUAGCUGCCGAUAUUCUGAGGAAGGAGCCGGAGCAAGAAACAUUUGUGCGGUUAAAAAUCUCUCCAAGUGAAACACCUGGACCUGAUGAAGUGGAAUCUUAUUUGGUUCUCCAAGAGUGCCUUGAACUACGCGAGAGUUAUGUUUUCAGGGAAGCAGUUGCUCCAUGGAAGAAAGAAAUCAUAUCCGAUCCCAGUACGCCCAAGCCCAAUCCAAAUCCAUUCUAUUAUGUUCCUGAGAGAAAAACUGAUCACUUUUUUCAAAUGGAGGAUGGAGUUGUCCAAGUUUAUGCAAGUAAAGACUUGAAGGAGAAGAAGCUCUUCCCAGUUGCUGAUGCAACAACAUUUUUCACUGAUCUGCAUCACAUUCUUCGAGUUAUAGCAGCUGGAAACAUUCGAACCUUAUGCCAUCACCGGCUUGUUCUACUGGAACAAAAAUUCAAUCUUCAUUUGAUGCUUAAUGCGGAUAGGGAGUUUCUUGCCCAGAAGAGUGCGCCCCAUCGUGAUUUCUAUAAUGUCAGAAAAGUCGAUACACAUGUUCAUCAUUCGGCUUGCAUGAACCAGAAGCAUCUUUUGAGGUUUAUAAAGUCAAAGCUGAGGAAGGAGCCUGAUGAAGUUGUUAUAUUUCGUGAUGGUACCUAUUUGACUUUGAAAGAAGUCUUUGAGAGCUUGGAUUUGACUGGAUAUGACCUAAAUGUUGAUCUAUUGGAUGUUCAUGCCGACAAGAGUACAUUCCAUCGAUUUGACAAGUUUAACCUCAAGUACAAUCCCUGUGGUCAAAGUAGGCUAAGGGAGAUUUUCCUCAAACAAGAUAACCUCAUCCAAGGACGUUUUCUUGGGGAGCUGACCAAGCAGGUUUUCUCUGACCUGGCUGCCAGUAAAUAUCAGAUGGCAGAGUACAGAGUAUCAAUAUAUGGUAGAAAGCAAAGCGAGUGGGACCAACUAGCCAGUUGGGUUGUUAAUAAUGAUUUGUACAGUGAGAAUGUUGUUUGGUUGAUUCAGAUUCCACGACUGUACAAUAUAUACAAGGAAAUGGGAAUUGUAACAUCAUUUCAGAACAUGCUUGACAACAUCUUCCUUCCCCUGUUUGAGGUCACUGUUGAUCCUGGUUCUCAUCCUCAUUUGCACCUAUUCUUGAAGCAGGUGGUUGGGCUAGAUUUAGUGGAUGAUGAAAGUAAGCCUGAACGACGCCCCACAAAGCACAUGCCAACGCCUGAACAAUGGACCAACAUCUUCAAUCCUGCGUUUUCAUACUACGCUUAUUAUUGUUAUGCUAACCUCUACACUCUGAACAAGUUGCGGGAGUCCAAGGGUAUGACGACGAUAAAAUUCCGUCCUCAUGCUGGAGAGGCUGGUGACAUUGAUCAUUUGGCUGCAACAUUUCUCACUGCCCAUAAUAUUGCACACGGGAUCAAUUUGAGAAAAUCUCCUGUACUUCAGUAUCUCUAUUAUCUAGCACAGAUUGGGCUGGCGAUGUCUCCUCUCAGCAACAAUUCUUUAUUUUUGGAUUAUCAUCGCAACCCGUUUCCUAUGUUCUUCUUGCGUGGUCUUAAUGUUUCCCUUUCCACGGAUGACCCGUUACAAAUCCAUUUAACCAAGGAGCCAUUAGUGGAAGAGUACAGCAUAGCUGCUUCGGUGUGGAAGCUAAGUUCUUGUGAUUUAUGUGAGAUUGCCCGCAAUUCAGUCCUCCAAUCUGGAUUCUCUCAUGCUUUGAAGAGACACUGGAUUGGUGAAGACUACUUCAAAAGAAGUCCAGAUGGAAAUAAUAUCCACAAAACAAAUGUACCUCAUAUACGAAUUGAGUUUCGUCAUAUGAUAUGGAGGGAGGAGAUGCAACAGGUGUACCUGGGAAAAGCCAUUCUCCCUCAAGAAGUGGACAAGUGAUCCAGGAGCCGUAUUCAGAUCCUCCGUGAUCAGUGAUACGGUGAACUGCUUUAACUUAGGUACUCACAAACCCCGUUCCCUGGACUUAGGUCAUUCUUAUUAUGGAAAUAUUCAGCUACUCAUGCUUCUACUGGAAUUCCUUCAGAAACGACAAGAGUUGCGUAUUCAAGUAUUCGACUGUGCGCAUAAGUUACCCUCUUAUCCUGGUGGGUUGUUAUGGACUGAAUGCGGAAGUUACGUUCAUUUUGUUGUUGUGUACACUAGAGGUUUGAGGCUGGGCCAAACCCUCUCUGAGGGUUACAAAAUCGCAACUGUCAUCAAAUCUCAAAUUAUACAUCAAACUUCCAUAUUUAAAUAGGUUAAAAUUAUAGUGAAUACUUUUUUCGUUAUUACGAGGGAGCUUGUUAUUAUGUAUAAAUAAGGAGCACUUUUCUUAAGGAGGAAAGUGGAAGAUUGUCCACAAUUUUGGCCUUAUAAUGCCUCCACCGGUAUAGAUGUAUGUAUGGAGGUCGUGGUUGAUCAGACCAUUUAGUUAGUGAUUUCUAUUUGCAGAUCUUGAUCCCGAUAGCUAUUGUAACAUUUGUUUAAAUAGUUAAAAAUAAAUGUACUGCAGGGGUUAAAGGAGAUUAUUUUUA
Messenger RNA from Beta vulgaris subsp. vulgaris (sugar beet), 3413 nucleotides. RefSeq names its product AMP deaminase. Gene Ontology annotation, molecular function: AMP deaminase activity. Gene Ontology annotation, cellular component: cytosol. The record is from RefSeq and is a predicted model, not a curated record. The transcript has 19 exons. NCBI's taxonomy places the organism in Eukaryota, Viridiplantae, Streptophyta, Magnoliopsida, Caryophyllales, Amaranthaceae. Gene Ontology annotation, biological process: AMP metabolic process; IMP salvage. Bases 232 to 2778 code for a protein of 848 amino acids.